This is a messenger RNA of Hevea brasiliensis (rubber tree), 1956 nucleotides long. RefSeq lists its product as uncharacterized. The transcript is spliced from 4 exons. The record is from RefSeq and is a predicted model, not a curated record. Bases 149 to 1207 code for a protein of 352 amino acids. Lineage: Eukaryota; Viridiplantae; Streptophyta; Magnoliopsida; Malpighiales; Euphorbiaceae.
UACCAAACGUCGUUUUAGAGGCGACGCUCCGCAAAUUGGUAAAACGGCGCGUUUCAGUCGCUCCGUAUUGACAAUUGCAUCCCUCUGAUCUUUCAAGGAGCCAAAAGUUUGAGAGCUCGAGGAAAUCUAUCUAAACACAGAGAGAGCUAUGAGCAUUCGACCGUUAGAUGAGCUCCCGCCAACGGAAACUCUAGAAAUCGAGAACGGUCUCUCUCUAGUACCGCGCGUCAAGCUCAUCCUCACGGUUUACCCUUCAAUCUCCUCCUCCGCCACUAAACCAAUCGACGAGUGGAAGCUAAAGCGUGCUCUCAUAGACUUCCUGAAGAUCUCCCUCUCCGUCUCCAACACAGUCCCCGAAGAGGACCUCGAAAUCAGACGCUAUAAAGACCUCAAGAAACGUAAACGCGAUGAUCCGGUCGCGCACGGCACUCUCUGCAUUCGAGACCUAGGGUUUCUCAAUAUCGAGAAAGAUAAGGAUGAGGAUUUGAAGGUUUUGGAGAAGAAGUUCCUGGAUUGGAGAAAGUACAUUGUUGAAAAAAUGGACGGAAUCGAGCUGAACCUCGAAGGAUUUAGAUACAAGCUCGGUGUUGCUGUGCCAGAGUCCGAUGACUUUGAGGGGAUGAAGAAAGCUUGGGAGGAGUUUUACGCUUUUGGAAAUCGAGGGUAUUCCAGAGGGGGGAGGCAAGAGCCGGACACUAUUAUAGUGCGAGGGGUUCCGUCCCGUUGGUUUGCAGAGCCGAGGGUGUCUUCGAAGCCUUCAUUGUUAGUUACUCAUACCAUUUUCUCCACAUUUGGGAAGAUAAGAAAUCUUAACGUCGCUGAGGAUGAUGAUCGUGGUAAGGAUGCAGACGAGGAUGGAGGGGAUAUAAUUUCAGGUCUCCUCUGCAAGAUUGUGGUUCAGUUUGAGAAACAUGGGGACUUCUAUAAUGCUCUUAAAGUCUUAUGUGGACACUCAUUGCAGAAGCAAGGGUCUCGAUUGAAGGCUGAUUAUGAUGUAACCUGGACCAAGGAUAGCUUCUUCCAAAAGUCAAGUAGUCAAGCAAAAGAAAAGAGUGAUAGGAUGCCAGCAGUGGGAGGAGGGCACUACAGAAAUGAAGGUCCUAGACAUGAAAGAUACAUUUCUCAGUUCACUUCUGAUGAUUCACGACGGAAGAGAUUCAAGGUUAGAAACCAAGUGAUGAACAUUACAAAUAAAAAGAAUUUUUGAUUUUUUCCAAGUUUCUGAAGCCUUUUUCACAUCAGUAUAUAUAUAGCUUUACAGGCUAAACACUGAAAGUCACUUGUAUUGAAUUUAUAUUCGAUCAUAGGCCCAACCUUAUUAGUGCUUGGGCUGGGCUUGGAAUCUUUCAAGGCCUGGCAAAAUCUGGCCUAUAAUGCUUGGUAAAAAAAUCAGGCCCAAAUAACAUUGAGUUGGGCUUUGGCCUAGACUAUGGCCAUGGCCCAGCUUGCCAUCUGAUGAAGUUUAUAACUGGUUUAACAUGUAGGUCUAUUUUCAUAUACUGGAUGGCUUCAGUUCAUAGAGUUGGUCCCACUAGUUUGUUGGUUGAGGAAGGGCAUGGCCCCACUGCAAAGAAGCAACAUUUUCCUCAUUUUAAAUACCAUUUUUAAUCUGAUUCUAACUGCUUAUUGAGGUCUAUGUACGACGCUAUAACUGAUGGUACAUCCUUUUGUUGAAAUGCAGGAAUAGGGUUGUGAAACAUGGUGACAAUUUUUCUCCAGUUUGGACUUUUCACAAGAAGCCAAUUCUUGCUGCUUCAACUACCAAAUAUGUGAUGUUCUACCUUCUCGAAUUUUCUUUGUAUCAAUAGCCUUGUAGAAAAUGACGCAAAAUUGAGCUCAUUAUGGUGUAGGAGCUGUACUAUAGUUCACAAUUUCACAAUUUGACGUUAUUGGAUUUUACAGUGACAUGGCUUUCUAAUAGCAUAGCAAGUCGUAGUAUUGCCCAAUUAGUUGAAA